AAAGCUCAGAGAGUGGACCAGGUGAGCUCAGAGGUUCCCAGUGAUCAGUCUGCCCAGCAGAGUCAGACACACCUGGACUCCAUAAUUACGCUGCUGGAGGACAACAUCAUCACUUUUGUGAAGAAUGAGGUGAAGAUGAUUCACAAAGUUCUGAGCCAAGAUUACCCAACAUAUUUUGAGAGUGAGAGGGAGGAAGAGGAGCGGUUGGAGGAUGAGGAUGAAGAGCAGAGGUGGAGAAGCACAGAGGCAUUUGUGACGAUCGCACUGAACUUACUGAGGAGAAUGAAGCAGGAGAAGUUGGCUGACCGUCUGCAGAACAAAUAUCUUGCUUCAGUUUGUCAACGCAAACUUAAAUCUAAUGUGAAGAAGAAGUUCCAGUGUGUUUUAGAGGGGACUGCUAGAGUAGAAAAUCCAACCCUUCUGAAUCAGAUCCACACAGAGCUCUACAUCACAGAGGGAGGAACUGCAGAGGUCAAUGAUGAACAUGAGGUCAGACAGAUUGAAACAGCAUCCAGGAAACAGUACAGACAGAAAACAAGAAUCAGAAAAGAAGAUAUAUUCAAAGCUGGGAAGCCUGGAAGAGAUAAACCAAUCAGAACAGUGUUGACAAAGGGAGUGGCUGGCAUUGGGAAAACAGUCUUAACACAAAAGUUCAGUCUUGGCUGGGCAGAAAACAGAGCCAACCAGGACAUCCAGUUCAUAUUUCCAUUCACUUUCAGAGAGCUGAAUAUGUUGAAAGAGAAAAAGUUCAGCUUGGUGGAACUUGUUCAUCACUUCUUUACUGAAAUCAAAGAAGCAGGAAUCUGCAGCUUUGAAGACUUCCAGGUUGUGUUCAUCUUAGAUGGUCUGGAUGAGUGUCGACUUCCUCUGGACUUCCACAAAACUGAAAUCCUAACUGAUCCUAAAAAGUCCACCUCAGUGGGUGUGCUUCUGACAGACCUCAUCAGGGGGAACCUGCUUCCCUCUGCUCACCUCUGGAUAACCACACGACCUGCAGCAGCCAAUCAGAUCCCUCCUGAAUAUGUUGACUCGGUGACAGAGAUCCGAGGGUUCACUGACCAUCAGAUGAAGAAGUACUUUAGGAAGAGAUUCAAAGAAAAAAAGCAGGCCAGCAGAAUCAUCUCCCACAUCAAGACAUCACGAGGCCUCCACAUCAUGUGCCACAUCCCAGUCUUCUGCUGGAUCACUGCUACAGUUCUGGAGGAUGUGCUGAAAACCAGACCAGGAGGCAAGCUUCCCACAACCCUGACUGAGAUGUACAUCCACUUCCUGGUGGUUCAGGCCAAAGUGAAGAAGGUCAAGUAUGAUGGAGGAGCUGAGACAGAUCCACACUGGAGUCCAGAGAGCAGAAAGAUGAUUGAGUCUCUGGGAAAACUGGCUUUUGAUCAACUGCAGAAAGGAAACCUGAUCUUCUAUGAAUCAGACCUGACAGAGUGUGGCAUUGAUAUCAGAGCAGCCUCAGUGUACUCAGGAGUGUUCAAACAGAUCUUUAAAGAGGAGAGAGGACUGUACCAGGACAAGGUGUACUGCUUCAUCCAUCUGAGUGUUCAGGAGUUUCUGGCUGCUCUUCAUGUCCAUCUGACCUUCAUAAAGUCUGGGGUCAAUCUGCUGGAAGGACAACAGAAGACCUCCAUAUGGUCUAAAUUGUUUGCAAAACAAGAGUUAAGAGAAGUAGAAUCUGCAGUGAAAUUUUUCUACCACAGUGCUGUGGACAAGGCCUUACAGAGCCCAAAUGGACACCUGGACUUGUUCCUCCGCUUCCUUCUUGGUCUUUCACUGCAAACCAAUCAGACUCCCUUACAAGGUCUGCUGACACAGACAGGAAGUAACUCACAUUCUCAUCAGGAAACUGUCCAGUACAUCAAGGAGAAGCUCAGUGAGGCUCUGUCUGCAGAGAAAAACAUCAAUCUGUUUCACUGUCUGAAUGAACUGAAUGAUCAUUCUCUAGUGGAUGAGAUCCCACGGUACAUGAGUUCAGGAAGUCUUUCCACAGAUAAACUGUCUCCUGCUCAGUGGUCAACUCUGGUCUUCAUCUUACUCUCAUCAGGAAAAGAUCUGGAUGUGUUUGACCUGAAGAAAUACUCUGAUUCAGAGGAGGCUCUUCUAAGGCUGCUGCCAGUGGUCAAAGCUUCCAACAAAAUCGUAAUGAGUCUCUGUAACCUCUCAGAGAGAAGCUGUGAAGCUCUGUCCUCAGUUCUCAGCUCCCAGUCUUCUAGUAUCAGAGAGCUGGACCUGAGUAACAGCGAUCUCCAGAAUUCAGGAGUAAAGCUUCUAUCUGCUGGACUGAAAAAUCCACACUGUACACUGGAAACUCUCAGUGUGUCAGGCUGUCUGAUCACAGAGCAAGGCUGCAUUUAUUUGGCUUCAGCUCUGAGCUCCAAUCCCUCCUGUUUGAGAGAGCUGGACCUGAGCUAUAAUCAUCCAAGAGGCUCAGGAAUGAAACUGCUGUUGGCUGGACUUAAAGAUCCAAGUUGGAGACUGGACACUCUCAGGGUGGAGCCUGCUGGAGUCCAAUGGUUGACACCAGGUCUGAGGAAGUAUUCCUGCCAACUCACAAUCGACACAAACACAGUACACACAAACCUCAAACUGUCUGACAACAACAGAAAGGUGACACGUGUGACAGAGGAGCAGUCAUAUCCUGAUCAUCCAGACAGAUUUGACUAUGAGCCUCAGCUGCUGUGUAGAGAUGGUCUGAGUGGUCGCUGUUACUGGGAGGUCGAGUGGAGAGGAGAGGUUCAAAUAUCAGUGAGUUACAGAGGAAUCAGAAGAAAAGGAUACAGUGAUGACUGUUUGUUUGGAUACAACGAGCAGUCAUGGAGUCUGUACUGCACUGAUGAUGGUCCUCGUUCUGUAUGGCAUAAUAACAGAAACACGCUCAUCUCCUCCUCCUCCUCCUCUUCUGUCUCUAACAGAGUAGUAGUGUAUGUGGACUGUCCUGCUGGCACUCUGUCCUUCUACAGAGUCUCCUCUGACACCCUGAUCCACCUCCACACCUUCAACACCACAUUCACUGAAACUCUUCAUCCUGGAUUUUUUGUCUGGUCUGGUUCCUCAGUGUGCCUGUGCUGAGUUGAGUGUAAAGAAGGUCCUCUUGUUAGAGAAACACUCUGACUGUUGAACGGAUAGUUCAGUGUGUACAUGUCUGUCUCUUUCACUCAGAAACACAUUUCCAAAUUCAUGGAUUCAAUCAGUUGAUGUUUUAAACUGUUAUAAAUGAUUACUUGUAAACUUCUUCCUCUUCAGUCCUUUAAAGAUGGAAGCUACGAUGAUUCCAGGAUCUGCAUGUUGUUUUUCUGUCUUUUUUCACUCAAAGCUUCACAGUAAAUAUUAGUAUGUUGUGUUUCUCUGAUGCUCAGUUUACAACCAGCUCCUCUGCAUUUUCAACAGGUCUGAACUCAUUAAAAUGAAUCCAGAUGUUUGAGUUCUCUUUCUUAAUUAAAUUUCUCCAAACUCUCCCCAUACUCUUUCUGUUGACUCAUUUUUUGAAGCCAAUCAUUUCACAAUGGCCCAGCCAUAUAAGUUGAAAAUACUGAGUCAAUAGCUUUUUUUAUCCUAUUAUAACCAUAAUAUGAUUGUAUUGAAGGAUCAUAAUGCAUGUGACUAAAUACAUAGCAAUGGCUGCAUUAACCAUUUUAAACUAGUUUUAUGUUUUCAGACAAAUUUUCAAUAAGAAUAUGGUGCAGUAUGUUGGUAAGCGCUUGUUUCUAAUUUUCUUAGAAAUAUGUAAAUAUGCCUGUAUUGCAUUGCAUAUCUUGUGUAUCACUGUAGCUUCUAUUAAAAAUGAAAACUGUCACAAAGGGUCCUGGUGAAGAAUCUUGUGGAAUUUGGUGGUAGACAUAAAAUUUAUUUUUAACAGAGAAAUUUUAAAAUCACUGUUAUGA
This is a messenger RNA of Oreochromis aureus, 3884 nucleotides long. RefSeq names its product NLR family CARD domain-containing protein 3-like. The coding region runs from base 136 to 3072 and encodes 978 amino acids. Gene Ontology annotation, molecular function: protein binding. Lineage: Eukaryota; Metazoa; Chordata; Actinopteri; Cichliformes; Cichlidae. The record is from RefSeq and is a predicted model, not a curated record. The transcript is spliced from 8 exons.